AUUUGUGCGGUGUCGGAAAUAAGUCUGUUGUUUGUAAUGCAUUGAUAUUUUCCUCAGUUAACGCAACGCGGAAUGAAACCAAGAGGCAUGCAAAUAUUUUUUUGCUGCAGGGCUUCACUUUAUCCUUGGGCAUGGAUUUCGAAUUGGAAUGUCCAAAUGACGUCUAAUUUAUUCUUUCAGCCUAGAUAGAGUAGAGCAAAGUGCGUGGCUAGCAACUAGGAUAGCUUCUGUCUAUCCAGCUAACUUAAUUACUGUACUUAAAAAAAAAAUAUAUAGAUAGUCUGAUACCGUUAUCUAGCUAACGUUAACUUUUUCCCCAGUUUAGUCGGUAUUUGCAACUUGUCUGUGUCGAUGCCUCUCGACAGUCUUAAACAUUCUGCUAUUCUUUCAACUUUGUUUAAAAUGGCAGACGACAUAGAAUUGAUAGGAGCUUCUGAAUUUAUAAAAGAUCGAUUAUAUUUUGCUACCCUAAGAAGCAAACCAAAAAGCACUGCAAACACGCACUACUUCUGCACGGAUGACGAAUUUAUCUAUGAAAACUUCUAUGCAGAUUUUGGACCCCUCCACCUAGCCAUUCUGUAUAGAUACUGUUGUAAACUCAACAAAAAGCUGAAGUCCUUCACACUGACCAGAAAGCGAAUCGUACACUACACCAGCUUUGACCAGCGGAAAAGGGCCAACGCUGCUGUUUUAAUCGGUGCCUAUGCUGUCAUCUACCUGAAGAAGACUCCAGAGGAGGCCUACAGGGCUCUGAUCUCAGGCUCCAAUUCUUCAUAUCUUCCCUUCAGAGACGCCUCAUUUGGAAACUGCACAUACAACCUGACUAUUCUCGACUGCUUGCAAGGAAUCCGGAAGGCCCUGCAGCAUGGAUUCUUUGACUUUGAGACAUUUGAUGUGGACGAAUACGAGCACUACGAGCGAGUGGAAAAUGGAGACUUCAACUGGAUCGUGCCUGGGAAAUUUCUGGCCUUCAGUGGACCCCAUCCCAAAAGUAAAAUAGAAAAUGGCUACCCUCUUCACGCUCCAGAAGCAUACUUCCCCUACUUCCGACAGCACAACGUUACCUCGGUCGUCCGGCUCAACAAGAAGAUCUACGAUGCCCAGCGCUUCACGGAUGCCGGCUUCGACCACUACGACCUGUUCUUUGUAGACGGCAGCACGCCAAGCGACGUCAUCACCCGCCGCUUCCUUCACAUCUGCGAGAGCACCGACGGAGCCGUGGCCGUCCACUGCAAAGCUGGCCUUGGGCGUACAGGCACUCUCAUAGGCUGUUACCUGAUGAAGCACUACCGCUUUACAGCAGCAGAGACCAUCGCCUGGAUCAGGGUCUGCCGACCAGGCUCCGUCAUCGGCCCUCAGCAGCACUUCCUGGAGGAGAGGCAAGCAGCCAUGUGGAUGCAAGGAGACGUGCAGCGUUCGCAGCAGAAGCAGCCGAGGGGCGUGUCUCGCCUCACCUCCAGCAUGGACGACCUCACCCUCAACCCCACCCACACCACCAUCACCACCAGCCCUGCUGGCAUCCUCAAGUCCCACAGCAUCGACCGCCUCCAAGAGAACGACUACAUUGGAGAGAACGGGCUCUGCAUGACCCAAGGAGAUAAACUGCGUGCCUUAAAGGGCCGGCGCCAGCCCAGGUUGGCCACAACGGGAGCCCUAAGGCUUGAAGACAUGAAAAUGCACACCAGGUCACCGUCCCAACCUUUGAGCAGGAUGAACCUCGGAGUGGGCACUCAGGGCACCAUCUCCCCUCUCAAGUCCUCCAAAGUCCCAUCAUCCUCUACUUCGGCCAGCGCCAAGAGAAUCGGCAGCAGCUCCUCCUCCUCGGCGUCCAACCUCAAGAGCUCCUCCAUCAACUCCAGGCUAGCCAGCUCCCUAGGCAACCUGUAUGCAGCCAACGGCGGUGAGGACAAUAAGAAGCCGCCUUUCGCUCCCACUUCAUCACCACCCUCCUCUCCCCCCUCGUCCAUUGUCACCAUCACUCCAUCGGGCCGGACGGCUCCUGGUCCCCGCUACGUGGCUAACGGCACGCGUGGCACCAUUUACCAUCACCACGAGGCCAACAACAAUCAGUAUAAUUCCUCCCCCGCCGGGAUCUUCAGCCACGGUGGCCUCGCGGGGGCCCCACACAACGCUGCAGGCAGGUUGGGGCCCGGGCCUGAGGAGUAUGGCCCCUACAGAUCCCAAAAAGGGGGCUACUCCGGCCUGAGCGGAUCCUCUGGCCGCUACCUCAGUCGCUCAAUCCCCUCCCUUCAAUCUGAAUAUGUUCAAUACUAAAGCGGUGGUUCUGCGUUGACCAAGACCGGACAGACACCUUGACACUGAACCUCUGACCUGGAUGGGAUGGAGUCUCCCACCCCCUUUUUUUCUCUCUCAAUAUCUCCCCCACUCUCUCCCACAUACUGAAAGGAAAAUGAAUAAACCUUGGCAUCUGAAUGGGUGUGGUCUUUGAAGACAGGCACAUCGACAGCCACAAACUCCCAAGGGCUCAUGGAACUUUGAGUUUUGGGCUUCUUCUGUCAGCCUCAGGCGGCCUCGAUCCACCCUAACUGCAGUCACUGUUUGGAUAAUGCUUACAAAGGGCGAUUUGUUUACCCAGCUUUUUUUUCUUUUUUUUUCUGGUGAGCUAUGAUUAGGCUUGGCCAGGCUGUGACUGUGAGUGCUCUUUCUUUAAAGCUGAGAUCUGGCCAUAUAGACUUUCCUGCAUCACAUAUCUCUGUUUUAUUUUAUAUGUUUAUGUGCUAAUACUGUGUACACAUGACUUCUACUGGGGGGGGGGAAUUAUUAUAAUUUUUUUAGAUGAGAAAAGAUUUUAUACAUGAAAUAUGACAAUUUUGUUGCCUGGAUAAAGAAAUGUUUAUUUAGAAGUGGUUUGGGUUAUGACAAUUCUAUUUUUGUCUCUGAGUGUAACUACUUCACUAACAAUAUAUCUAGAUCAAAAUAUGUGAGAUUAAAGGAGAGGCGGCGUACGGUAUUUUGCGAGCCGUGUUCCUUAUCAACAAAGUAUUUACAGGACCAGGCUCAGGGUAAAGUGCUCUACUAUUUACGAUUGUGUUUUGUGCGUGCGCGAGGGUGUACGUCCGCGUGUAGUAGCAUGUACGUACCCAUAGACUAUGAGAAUAUGCACGUAUGUGAGCGAGUGUUUUGCACGUGUGCAUGAAAGAGAUUGAGUGGUGACCGUGUGUGUAGGGGGUUGUCUAGAGAUCAUGUGUGCAGUCCUCUGGUGAUGGGCUCUAGAGAAGAGAUGUGAAUGGAAGAUAAUUACAUAUAGGGAAGAAAUGAAUGCUGUCUCUUCACUAUUCUAAAAGUAAUUUUUUGUUUGUUUUUGAUUAAGUCAAUUCAAUCGACUGGGGGGUUUUGGUACCCCCUUUUCAAUUGGAACGAAUUAAUAAUGUUCUCCUCGGUCGCAAGCCUACAGGAGAUUUGCAUAUCAAUGGGACAACUAUAGGAUAAAUACUAAAGUCAUACCUGCAACCAGCGUUGUGUAGGCCUUGUGACUGUAUGUUUAGCAUGACGAACCAAACGGCUGAUUCCAACCGUGGUCAUUACUAGAGGACAUUUACAUUUACAUUUAAGUCAUUUAGCAGACGCUCUUAUCCAGAGCGACUUACAAAUUGGAAAGUUCAUACAUAUUCAUCCUGGUCCCCCCGUGGGGAAUGAACCCACAACCCUGGCGUUGCAAGCGCCAUGCUCUACCAACUGAGCCACACGGGACUGACACCACCCACAACACAAGUCUCAGUCCCUACAGUAUACUGUUCAUGCCAGGCAGCUCAGAAACCCUCUCCACAGACACAGGAUCCCACUGCAAUCAUGCUCUUUUAAUGGGAACAUUUUUGAUUUUAAUGAGCAGAUUUUCAGUGUUAUUCAACCCACAUUGACUCGCUGUAGUUUACGAAACUUGAUUUCGUGGCAGCCUAUUUUAAACACACACACACACACACCCUACUGUAGAACCAAUUAUGUUAGUUGUUUUAUAAUUAAGGCGCAGUGGAAGUUCAACGCUAUUACUGAAAUAUUUCCAUGUUGUGUUUGUGUUGAAUGUAAAAACAAGUCAGAAACUGUUUUUCCUGGCUUGUGUCUAUUAUAAUUAGUCCAGCUUGUAGAUGGAGAGAACUUUUCAGCUUUGCAGGUAGAGGUUCCUUAAAAAAAAAAUGAAAAGCACAACUGUCCCCCAAAAAAUGCUCUCUUUAGAAUGUCAUGCUGGAUGUCAUUGGGUGCACAAUGCAGCGGUCAUUAUCAAAGCUGGUUUUCUACCAAUGAGUAUGGCCUACUAUGGCCCAACUAAGUACAUUUUCUGUUGGACCUUGUAACAAUGGAUCCAUAUAUUUGGAUGCUUCUUAUUUUUUUAUUUUAUGUAGUUGAAUAUUGAAGUUGAUUUGGGGAAGAAGAAAAAAAUGGGUACAGAAGCGUCUGUUUAUCACUGAUUUUAUUAUUUUUGUUAUUAUUCUAGACCUCUGUACAUUCCUGGCAGUGAAAUUAUUUUGUUUCAAAAUGGGAGAAUCUUAAUGCAGGUAUUCUACCUCCAUGAAAUGUAAAAUUUUAAUAGCAGAAAAGUUCUUACCUGCAUAUAUUUUUUCAAGCAGUAUGUAAAGAAAAUGUUAUAACUGUAGAUCAGUAUUUUUCAUACAGUAAGCAUACUAAAAUGCAAAUGUGUCUACUGUAUGUACACAGAGCAAAAAUAUAAACGCAACAUUUUAAAAGAUUUUACUGAGUUAAUUUAAGGAAAUCAGUCAAUUGAAAUAAUUGCAUUAGGCCCUAAUCUAUGGAUUUCACGUGACUGGGAAUACAGAUAUGCAUCUGUUGGCCACAGAUACUGUACUUUAAAAAAAUAGGUAGUGCCGUGGACCAGAAAAACAAGUCAGUAUCUGGUGUGACCACCAUUUGCCUCAUGCAGCACGACACAUCUCCUUCGCAUGGAGUUGAUCAGGC
Salvelinus namaycush (lake trout) is the source of this 4929-nucleotide messenger RNA. Its product is annotated as dual specificity protein phosphatase CDC14AB-like. Gene Ontology annotation, molecular function: protein tyrosine/serine/threonine phosphatase activity; protein serine/threonine phosphatase activity. The transcript is spliced from 16 exons. Bases 352 to 2274 code for a protein of 640 amino acids. The record is from RefSeq and is a predicted model, not a curated record. Gene Ontology annotation, biological process: protein dephosphorylation; cilium assembly; microtubule cytoskeleton organization. Gene Ontology annotation, cellular component: centrosome; spindle pole; nucleolus. NCBI's taxonomy places the organism in Eukaryota, Metazoa, Chordata, Actinopteri, Salmoniformes, Salmonidae.